This is a messenger RNA of Peromyscus leucopus (white-footed mouse), 798 nucleotides long. RefSeq names its product melanoma-associated antigen B4-like. The transcript has 2 exons. Gene Ontology annotation, cellular component: nucleus. The record is from RefSeq and is a predicted model, not a curated record. Gene Ontology annotation, biological process: negative regulation of transcription by RNA polymerase II. The coding region runs from base 187 to 798 and encodes 203 amino acids. Lineage: Eukaryota; Metazoa; Chordata; Mammalia; Rodentia; Cricetidae.
GUUCUUCCCUCCGCGAGGGCGUGAUUUCCUUCUCCACAGUUCGAGACCGGGAGGCGUGAGGAGCGCUGUCGCGGCCGCCGGCUCAACAGGACCAGGAGACAAGCCCCAGUCUGUGUCGUUCCAGGUGUCUGCAUCACCAGCAUCCUGCCCACACAUCUUGCUGUUGUCCCUAGCUGAAGAGUCAUCAUGCCUCGUGGUCAUAAGAAUAAGCGCCAUGCCCGGAAGAAACGCCACCAGGCCCGAGGUGAGGCUCAGGCUUGUGGAGGUGUUCAGGAAACAGUAGAGGAACCACAAGAGGCAGCAGAAAAGUCCUCUGCUGCUUCCCAGACCCAGCCUGAGGCUGAGUCUUCCAGCACUCCCGAGGCUCCUCAGAAAGCAACACCAUCUGCCUCAAGCACUCUGAGUAUUUCUUCCUCUGAAUCACGUGAGAAUUCCUGUGGGGAAAGUGAAGAAUUCCAGGAAAAGGAAUCCCCCGUUGAGGACCAGCCCUGCACCAUCCGUCCUCACCAAGAUAUGGUAGCAAGAAAGGUAAUAGUGCUCUUACAGCACCUGCUCCACAACUUUAAUUUGAGGCAGCUUACUACUAAGGAAGGCAUGCUGAAGGUUAUCACCAAGAAGUAUGAAGACGACUUCCCUGAGAUCUUCAGGAAAGCCUCUCAGAAGCUCGAAGAUGCCUUUGCAGUGGAAGUGAGAGAAGUCAACUCCAGUGAGCCCUCAUACAACCUCAUCAGCAAGCUGAAGCUCCCCAACAAUGGAGGAUUCGUGCUGGCAAAGGCUUUCCCAAGACUGCUUUUGUGA